AUGGAACGAGCACUUCCCCCACCCACCUUUAUCCGCCAAUUCGGUACCCCAAAACACCUCGAUCCGAACGAGACGUACGACCUCCUCUCCUCCUUCCUUGUCGCCCAAACAUCAAAGGCCCACUAUGCACCUUCCACCCAGACGUCACAGCUGGAACGUCUCACCGAUGUCAUCGGGAUCCAGAUCGGAGCCGUAGAUCCUACCGAUGCCGAGGAACACGAGAGGGAACGUGAACGGUUGGAAGCGGAGGAGAGGGAUAGGUUGAAGAAGGCUCGAGAGGACGCACUGGGAGUACAGGAGGAAGAGGCCGAGGAGAUGGUCAAGGAGGAAGAGCAGCAGGUGGCUGAGCAGCGGGACGAUGAUGACGAGGACGAGCUGGACGAUGGCGAGGAGGACGAGGCGGAUUCGGACGAGGAAGGAGCUCCUCUUCCAAGCAACGAAAAGGGACAGGAGCAGGACGAGUUGGAGGAUGAGGACGAGGAUGCUCCGGCCUUCGUCGGGCGGUUAUUGGAACCUUGGGUAGCCGCAUCCGACCCGCCUGCUUGCCUUGCACCUCAGGCGGUUUCUUCUGGAUGUCAACCCUUAUCAACGCAAGAUCUUCUCCUUCCAUCCAAAACGGAGAACUCCGCACUCCGACCCACCAUCCUCAUCUUUCUGAAGCAUAUAACCUGGACGACGAGCCUGGACGUUUCCCCCUUCGAAGUCCGUCGAUCGCUCUCCACGCAUUCGCCGCAUUCGCUCUACGCACGACCCUGUACGACCAUCAUCAUCGCCACCGGCAUGACCAUCAUCAUCACCACCGGCAUGACCAUCAUGUCCCGCUUCGUGGUUACACGACAUGGAUAUCCAUUGCGACCUGUACAUUUUUCCUUGUAA
Molecule: messenger RNA, 876 nt
Organism: Filobasidium floriforme
Lineage: Eukaryota; Fungi; Basidiomycota; Tremellomycetes; Filobasidiales; Filobasidiaceae
Exons: 2
Coding region: 1-876 (291 amino acids)
Source: RefSeq, a predicted model, not a curated record